Messenger RNA from Triticum dicoccoides, 1803 nucleotides. RefSeq lists its product as uncharacterized. The record is from RefSeq and is a predicted model, not a curated record. The transcript is spliced from 5 exons. Bases 453 to 1502 code for a protein of 349 amino acids. NCBI's taxonomy places the organism in Eukaryota, Viridiplantae, Streptophyta, Magnoliopsida, Poales, Poaceae.
CGCUCUUGUUUAUCUUAUUACACGCUGCAAGUAGUGCCAACCAUCUGUCCCGUGGCGCCUCCGGUAGCCCAUGUGCGCCCUGUUGUCCCUUCAACGGUCAAGGAAAAGGGGAUCUGAUGGCGCCCAUGGAGAGGAUGGAACCUAGACAGCAGCAACACUACUAGCAGUCAUUUUGCCCUUUGCAGUCCCUGCCAUCCUCCUCUCGCCUGCAGGCCGGCUCCUACUUCCAAGCUCAAGGUAGUAUAUCUGCCACACAUUCCCGUUGUGUAACUGUGGGAAAGGUGUCACUUUUGGAUACGGAGUACUUCAGUUUGUGGCAACGCCAUUGCUUUCCGUGGAAUGAGCUUCAGCUAGAUCUGUCUGAUUCGGCGGUUCUCCGGCGGGGAAUCUGCGGCAAGAACAGAGCGUUGAACCGCGGUUGUGAACUCUGAUCGCGCGCGGUUGCUGGGACGAUGCAAGCGGCGGCGCGGCAGGUGGAGGACAAGGAGUGCUACAGCUACACCACCAAUGGCGCGGCCAACGGGCGGGCGCACCGCAAGAACCCGGCCGCGUCCUCCAGGCUCAAGCCGAUGCCGUCCAAGUGGGACGACGCGCAGAAGUGGCUCGUGGGCAUGUCCAACAGCGGCGGCGGCGGCGACGGGCUGCACGGCGGCAAGGCCGCCAAGCCCCGCAACUCCAACGCCGACGACCGGCGCCUCCUCAGCUCGUCCUCGCAGAACGGCCGCAUCUCCUGCAGCAGCGUGGACGGCGGGGUCGAGUACAACAUGGUGGCGGCGCCCCCGACGCCGCCGCAGCUGGGCGAGGACGACGUCGGGGAGACCAAGAACAUGGACUGCAGCAUGGUGCGGCCGCACUGCCACGGUUCGCCCGUGUCGGUGUGCCUGCGGGACAUGGGCACCGAGAUGACGCCCAUCGCCAGCAAGGAGCCGUCCAGGGCCGCCACGCCGCUGCGCUCCACCACGCCCGUCGCGCGGAGCCCGAUACCGUCCCGGUCGUCCACGCCGGGGCGGCGGCGGCAGGACGCGCCGCCCGCGGCCGCUCUUGGCUCCGACGUGGCCAGGGCCGCGGAGCAGGCCGCGGUAAGCAACAACGCCGUCAGCGGCGGCGAGGCGGACAUGGACAGCGACGGCGGCGCUCCCAGAGCCAACACGCUCGAGUCCCGCGCGGCGGCCUGGGACGAGGCCGAGCGGGCCAAGUUCAUGGCGAGAUACAAGCGCGAGGAGGUGAAGAUCCAGGCCUGGGAGAACCACGAGAGGCGAAAAGCCGAGCUGGAGAUGAAGAAAAUAGAGAUGAAGGCGGAGCAGAUGAAGGCGCGGGCGCAGGAGAAGCUGGCGAGCAAGCUGGCGACGGCGCGGCGCGUGGCGGAGGAGAAGCGGGCGGUGGCGGAGGCGACGCUGAACGAGGGCGCGGCGAGGACGUCGGAGAAGGCGGACUACAUCCGGAGGACCGGCCACCUGCCCUCCUCCUUCUUCUCCUUCAGAAUCCCCUCCCUCUGCGGCUAGGCUCAACUGCCUCCCUACACAGGACAGAUUCAUAGGGAUCACCGUAUAUGCACCUUGCCGGAGUGGAGUUCUUGCCAUGUGUAGCCACCUCCACUGCCCCACUGCUUCAUUUUGUGUCCAUUCUCCACUGUAGGGGUUGAUUGCUCGGUUGAUUGCCAAGGGAAAGAAAAUGUAGGGGUGAAUGCACUUUUAUAUGAUCCACAUAGCCUGCUUCUCGAUUCUCAACGAAGGUAGAUAAAAGUUGUGCGCCUCUGCUACAAUCAGCCAGUCAUACAUGUGCCUUGUUUGUCUGCUAGAAUCA